UCCUUAAUUACUUUUCCCACUUUCUUUAUAUUUCCCAAAACCCUCUAUCUCUCAAUCAAUUCACCUCGUUUCAGCCUCUCUCACUCUUCAUCUUCUCUUCUCAGCCAUUUUCACCAUGGCUGGGAAGCGUAAAACUAGCUCAAAAACCACCACAUCCGGCAAUGCUGUUACCGUUGAUUCUGUUUCCGGUGACACUGUCACCGUUACCGCUGACUCAUCUUCCGGCAACACUGUUCGUAAAUCUAGGAGAUUGACAAAGUCAUCCUCCUCAUCUGCUGACGCUGUGAAUGUUGCUGCUGAUUCAGCCACCGGUGAGACACGGAGUAGAUCUAGGAAAACAACGAAAUCAUCUAACUCUAACUCUUCCGGUGAUGGUACUAGUGUCUCCGCUGAUUUAACAUCCGGUAAAGCCCAGAAGAAGUCUGGGAAGAAGACAGAUCUGGAUAAGGGUAAAUCUGUUGUAGCUUCUUCUGGUGUUAAGAAGGAGCCAAAGACUGAAUCCGAUCCGAUGAAUGUUGACGGUGGUGAUAAUGAAGUUUCCAGCUCCAAAUUUCUAGGGGAUCCAAUUCCAAUAGAGGCAGCUAAACUGCGCUGGCCGAAGCGGUAUCAGGAGAAGGAAAAGAAGAAAUCUCGUUCAAGAUCAAAUAGUGAUGAAGAGGAAGUUAUUCUAGCUAGAUGUCACUAUACAGAGGCACAGGUCGAUGAGGGUGUGAUAUACAAACUUUACGAUGAUGCAUAUGUGCAAGGGGAGACGGAUGAUUACCAUUUUAUUUGUAAAAUAGUUGAGAUGUUUGAAGCAGUUGAUGGAGGAUUGUUUUUCACAGCGCAAUGGUACUAUAGGGCUAAUGACACAGUCAUCAAACAACUAGGAAAUCUCAUUGAGCCAAAAAGAGUAUUUUUCUCUGAAAUCCAGGAUGACAAUCCGUUGGAUUGUCUUGUUAAGAAGUUAACCAUUCUUAGAUUAGAGCUCAAGAAGGAUUUUGAUGCAACAAAGGAUAUUAUUCCACCUUGCGAUUAUUACUGCGACACAUUGUAUCUUUUACCAUACUCCACAUUUCUUAAACUACCUUCAGAAACUACAGAAAAUGGUAGUGAAAUUUCAUCAACAAUUUCAAAUGAAACUGAAGGGAAUGGAAAAGCUGAGGUUGAUUCUAAAUGUUCAAACACUGAUAUUUGUGUUGAAAAGAAAAAGCCACAGAUGAAGUUGCUAGAUUUGUACUCUGGUUGCGGAGGAAUGUCCACUGGAUUAUGUCAAGGCGGGAUUUUGUCUGGUUCGGAUAUUAUCACCAAAUGGGCUGUGGACCUUAACCAAGAUGCUUGUCAGAGCCUUAAACUCAACCAUCCAGAAACUGAGGUUCGAAAUGUCAGUGCAGAACUUUUCCUCUUCUUGUUGAAGGAAUGGGAGAAGCUUUGCAGUUAUUUCUCUUUAAUUGAAAAUUCUGUGCCACAUGAGGAAUACGCAAAUCUUUUUAACAAGGAAGAUGAAGAGGAGGAAGAAAAUGACGGCGCUGUUGAAGAGAAUAUUGACGGAGAAAUAUUUGAAGUUUCUGAAGUGCAUGAUGUACGUUAUGAUGAUAAGGAAACUGGACCUGGAUUAUACUUUAAGGUUUCUUGGAAGGGCUACAAUUCUGAUAAAGACACUUGGGAGCCCAUUACUGGUUUGAGUAAUUGCAAGGAAAGGAUUAAGGACUUUGUCACUCGCGGCUUCAAGUCAAGCCUCUUACCAUUGCCGGGACAUGUGGAUGUAGUAUGUGGCGGACCUCCUUGUCAGGGAGUAAGCGGCUUCAACCGCUUCAGGAACUAUGAUAAUCCUUUGGAGGAUGAAAAGAACAAGCAAUUAGUAGUGUAUAUGGAUAUUGUUCAGUACCUUCGGCCUAGAUUCUCAUUAAUGGAAAAUGUAGUCGAUCUUCUUAGAUUUUCAGAAGGCUUUCUAGGAAGGUAUGCAUUGGGCCGUCUUGUUAAAAUGAAUUAUCAAAGUCGGUUGGGAAUUCUAGCUGCUGGCGCGUAUGGGCUACCUCAAUUUCGCCUUCGUGUCUUUUUAUGGGGGGCCGCACCUAAAGAGAAUUUGCCUCAAUUUCCUCUUCCAACUCAUGAUGUUAUAGAAAGAGGUUCUGUACCUGUGGAGUUUGAGGGUUGUUUAGUGGCCUAUAGCGAAGGACAUAGGGCCCAGCUGCAAAACAAACUUGUAUUAAACGAUGCCAUUUCAGAUCUGCCUCCAAUUGAGAACGAUGAAAACCGGGAUGACAUGGAAUAUGGCGGACCUCCGUUGACCGAGUUCCAAAAGUUUAUUAGAUUAAGCCAAAAUGAAAUGUUGGGUGGUUCAAUUAAGAAGAAAUCUCCAAAGUCCCUGCUUCAUGAUCACCGCUCUUAUGAAAUGAACGUUGAUGAUUAUCAACGCGCAUGUCGAAUCCCGAAAAGGAAGGGAGCAUGCUUUAGAGAUUUACCGUGUGUUCGUAUGCGGAACAAAAAAGUUGAAUUGAAUCCUGAUGUGGAGCGUGAACUUUUGCCUUCUGGAAAACCCCUGGUUCCCAACUAUGCAAUUUCUUUUGUGCGUGGAACUUCACCACUGCCUUUUGCUCGGAUAUGGUGGGACGAGACUGUUCCUACUGUUGUCACUCGACCAGAACCCCAUAAUCAAAAAAUUCUACAUCCAGAGCAAGAUAGAGUGCUAUCCGUCCGUGAAAAUGCUAGAUUACAAGGUUUUCCAGACUUUUAUAAGCUUUGUGGAUCUGUUAAAGAAAGGUACAUUCAAGUUGGGAAUGCUGUUGCGGUUCCAGUUGGCAGAGCUCUAGGAUAUUGUCUUGGACUUGCAUCUCAGGGUGCUUCUACUGACGGGCCUUUGUACACGCUACCUGAUCAUUUUCCAAGGAAAAAAGCUUCCAUUGCGGCAUCUGAUGAAGAAGUUGUGCAUACUGCACCUUGAGUUUGUGGUCGGAUGAUUGUACUUCAUCACUCUUAAUAGAGUGAUUUGAGUGAAUGUGAGCAUCAUUAUUUUGCAACACAACUAUUCACAACAUUUUUUUGUAACACUAUUUUGUUUAGUGUUAACUUUGAAGAUUUUAAACCAUAUGAUAUUUAUCUGGAAGUUAUCUUAAUGAAUUUUGUUAUCUGAAUAUUCGUUUAGUUAGAUGAA
Messenger RNA from Medicago truncatula (barrel medic), 3133 nucleotides. Its product is annotated as DNA (cytosine-5)-methyltransferase CMT3. Gene Ontology annotation, cellular component: nucleus. Lineage: Eukaryota; Viridiplantae; Streptophyta; Magnoliopsida; Fabales; Fabaceae. The record is from RefSeq and is a predicted model, not a curated record. Gene Ontology annotation, molecular function: DNA (cytosine-5-)-methyltransferase activity; DNA binding; chromatin binding. Bases 116 to 2923 code for a protein of 935 amino acids. Gene Ontology annotation, biological process: negative regulation of gene expression via chromosomal CpG island methylation. The transcript is spliced from 21 exons.